Molecule: messenger RNA, 867 nt
Organism: Strongyloides ratti
Lineage: Eukaryota; Metazoa; Nematoda; Chromadorea; Rhabditida; Strongyloididae
Product: Protein quaking
Exons: 2
Coding region: 1-867 (288 amino acids)
Biological process (GO): regulation of mRNA splicing, via spliceosome
Cellular component (GO): nucleus
Molecular function (GO): mRNA binding
Source: RefSeq, a predicted model, not a curated record
AUGUUAAAUUUAAAUAAUUUAACUGUUAACAAUAAUAAUGAUUGUACUUUUGAAAGAAAUUUAUCAUCUUCUUUAAUAACCAACAAUAAAAAUAAUCAAAAUAAUAUAACUUUAUCAAAUAAUUCAGAAAAUGAAUUUAUUCAUUAUCGUAAUACAAUUAUAAUAUUAUAUUAUAAUACUUUAGUAAGAGAAAGGGAUAUUUUGAAGAUUACAGGUUCUUAUAAAGAAAUUCCAUUUACAAUUGAAUUAUUGGAAAAAGAAUUAAAUAAUUUAAAAAAAUUUAUUAAUAUUAAUCCUCUCGAUUACUUUUUACAUCUUCCACCAAAACAUGGAUCAGUUAAAGUUGGAUCAAGAAAAAUUUUUAUUCCUGUUGAUAAAUAUCCCAAAUAUAAUUUUAUUGGAAGAAUCCUUGGACCAAAAGGAGGAACAGCAAAAGAAUUUGAAAAUAGAACUGGUUGUAAAAUAAUGAUAAGAGGUAAAGGAUCUAUGAAAGAUAAAUCAAAAGAAGGAUUAUUUAUUGGUAAACCAAAUUAUCAACAUUUAAAUGAACCAUUACAUGUCUUACUUCAAACAGAAGAUACUCUUAAUCGAAUUGAUAAAAAAUUAGACUAUGCUGAAGAGGAACUUCAGAAGUUGAUGUUUCCUAUCAGUUGUAUUCCUGAUAUCUUAAAAAGACCUGAAUUUUUUGGUUUACAUAUUUCUAAUAGAAAAUUUUCUAGAAAUGAUUUUUUAAUUAAAAAAUUGUUGUUGUCGUCAAAUGAUUAUACAAAUUAUCAAAGUGACAUAUGUCCUUCUAACUCAUCUAAUCCAUACAAUUUCUCAGAUUUUGAAGCUUUGUAUAAUUCUUUAGAAAACAAAACUAAUUAA